This is a messenger RNA of Hemibagrus wyckioides, 991 nucleotides long. RefSeq names its product Jupiter microtubule associated homolog 1b (gene jpt1b). The record is from RefSeq and is a predicted model, not a curated record. Gene Ontology annotation, cellular component: nucleus. NCBI's taxonomy places the organism in Eukaryota, Metazoa, Chordata, Actinopteri, Siluriformes, Bagridae. The coding region runs from base 177 to 641 and encodes 154 amino acids. The transcript is spliced from 5 exons.
CGUUAAAACUCGAGCAAAACGGCUGCCCAGAUUCCCUAUUCAUCCCGAGUCGGGCGGAGUCCAUGCGGACUGGAUAUAAAGGAUUUUUUUUUGUAAAAGACGUUUUUAGUGGAUAGAUUUAGCUUUUAAACGCUUUUUAAGAACAGGUUUGUUCCCUAAAUUUAAUCCUGUCCGAGAUGACAACGACGACCACUUUUCAAGGGAUGGACCCUAGCGCAAAAAAUAGCUCCAGGGUUCUGAGGCCUCCGGGUGGAAACUCCAAUAUUUGCUUCGGCACAGAUGAGGAAAGGCCGGUGCGCAAGAACAGAAUGGCCUCCAACAUCUUCGCCGAGCCCGAGGACCCCCACGCCCAUCGGAGGAACAACCCACCCGGUGGAGAAGCGAGCGGAGUGCUGUGUGGUGAACACUCCGCCCCACUGAGGAGGUGCCACCAGCCGCCAAUCUACCUAAACCUUAACUCUGAACACGAGGCCAAACCAACGGAGGAAAACUACGAGCAAGUAAACCAUGAUCAGUCAGAGGAAUUCGAAGCCCCUGAAGAAGAGCCCCAGCAGCAACAGCAGAAGGAGGAACAGGCCUCUGGUGCCUCCUCUGGCCGAAGAAACCCUCCUGGUGGAAAAUCCAGCCUCAUUCUGGGCUGAGCGCGCUCACUGAACUCUCUCGCUCUCUCUCUUUCUCUCUCUCUCUUUCUCUCUCUUUUUUUUAAAGAUUCACUCUCUCUUCACUCUCUCACUCUCAUCAUGUGAGCCAUGGGAUGAUUUUUUUUUCUUUUUGUCCACUACCACAUGUCUGUAUUAUUGUUUUUCUAUCGCAAAAAAAAGAAAAGAAAAUGAAAGAAAGCUGGUUGGCAGAAGCACUUUAUGUAAAAGCUCCAUUUCAGCCCAUCGUGAAGAGCGCAGGCCGUGCGGGGGGGAAAGCAUGGAAGGCAAAGCAAGGACAAGAUUCGUCACGCUAAAUUUCUAAAUACAAAUAAAGAUUGAUAUGAAUUUCA